GCUAUUCACUUGACGUUACAAUUGAAUGAAAUUUCACAAAACCUUGCGAAACAGCUGCUCGUUUUGCUGUGUUGAUUAGUGAUAGCAAAAUAUAUUUUUAUCGUUCAAGGAGAAAAAAUAUGUUUUUGUUUUUAUAACUUUGUAAAGGCCUUGGCAAAAGCUGUUAUCAGUAGUGUUUUGUGCACGAGUGUGUAAAUUUUAUCGUUUUAUACGCAUUACAAUGUCGAGUGAAAAACCUGUGUCGGAGGGUCAAGGCACCAGUGUGGGGGGAUCGCAUGCCUUGCAGCCCGUUGAAGAUGAGAACACGAAGUCGUGUUGGGUGUGUUUUGCUACGGAAGAUGACGAUCGCUUGGCAGCUUGGGUCCAGCCAUGCAAAUGCAUUGGUACGACCAAAUGGGUACACCAAUCCUGUCUCCAAAGGUGGGUGGACGAGAAACAGCGCGGCAACAUCACACGGAAGGUCCUCUGUCCUCAGUGCAAAGCGGAGUACAUAGUAGUGUUCCCCACGAUGGGUGCUUUCGUCGCGUUGCUGGACGCUAUGGAAGAGGUUACGCAUAAGAUAUGCCCCUUCAUCGCUGGCGGGGUGUUGCUGGGAUCAAUAUACUGGAUCGCGAUUACGUACGGUGCUGUUACGGUUAUGCAGGUGGUGGGACACAGAGAAGGUCUCGAGAUGAUGGAGUCAGCAGAUCCUCUGGUGCUGCUGGUGCUGCUGCCGACGAUCCCCGUGACCCUCAUCAGCGCCAAGAUGUACAACUGGGAGGAUUCGGUGCUACUGUUCCUGAGGAAGUAUUGCGCUAAGAUUCCCGCUUUAGCGUACAUACUGCCUUUUGGCAACGUGGAGGGCGACAGAGGCGCCAUUGUGACGGGCCAGGCGACUCCACAACACCCAACAGCUACUUCCCACCUUUCACCCACCAGAAUAUUCUGUUCGGCAUUACUCCUGCCCACCAUAUCGACCAUAAUCGGCAAAUUAUUCUUCCGCUCAAUUCAAAAUAAUUUGCACAGAACGAUACUAGGGGGACUUACUUACAUCACUAUAAAGGGUGCUCUAAAAAUAUACCAUAAACAAAUGCUGUAUAUUAGGCAUUCGAGUCGAAAGAUCCUUGACUACACAGAGUCGAAUUUGAAGCUAUACAGAGGCGCGGCUACGGCGACUGCGGCGACGUCGACGACGAGUGACGCCGUCGCCAGCACGAGGGAAGAGUCGGAGCAAGUCGUAUGAUAUACAAGGAUAGCCAUAUGAUCCGACGGGAGAUGCGUUUUUUUGUAAAUAUUAUGGUUAUAAUCAACCAUUUGUUUUAGGAAAUCUUCGUACUAUCAGCUGCAAUAGUUGAACAUAUUUUAAAUAUCAAAUCACCAUACAUAAAUCAAACCCACGGCAAGUUCAAAAAAAAUUUUUUUGUUUCUUUAUCAAAAUUAAGAUAAAUCUUCAGUUUUUUUUUUGUUCAAGAAAGUUGCAGUUUUCUGGUAGACUGUAUAUGAAAAUGGUCCGUUUCAUGUAAACGAGUUGUAUGGCUUAAUUUUUUUUACUAUCAAAGCAAAGGAAAUAUGCUCCGCCUGCUUUCUCUAUUGAUUUUUGUUGUUGAAAAGAAAGUGAAAGACGCAGAGUUCUCCCGGUAGACACGGAGCAUUCAAUACUAUUGAAUAUGUAUAUUUUUGUACAUAAAUGUAUAUUUCUAAUUCUGUCGUGUUUUAAAUCAAGAACAAUACUAGAUUUCAUGGGAUUGUUAAAGCAGCUUUUACGACUAAUGUCUUAAAACACGGAAGAAUAUUGAAAUAGUUUAUUAUAUUAUUUAAAAUAUAAUCAAUCUUGUGUAACUAUUAUCGAUAUUAUUUUAGGAAUAUAGAAAAUAUUUCCUAAAAUUAUAUCGAUAUCUAUCGAAUUGGUUAUUGUCAUUAAAAUUAUAUUUUUAAACGAUUUCGAUCAUGAAAAUUGCUUAUUUUUGCUGAACUAACGUAGCAACUCUUAAAAAUCUGUACAUAUACGCAACACAUCACAUUAACAAUAAAUAUUUAUAAUUAUAAUCGAUUAGGACGGUACAUCACUAGUGGACAACACCACUGAUCCAUGACAUGUAACUAACAUAUAACUAACACAAAAAAAAACGAUGUGUAUUUAAAAGUGUAAAUAUAUCACUCAUUAUUCAGUUUACGUUAAUCUUAAUGGCCGGACUGAUGAAGACUGCAAUCGCAAUCUAGAUAUCGAUAUUUGAGAAAACACAUGUAAUCACGCCAAUGGCGAAGUCUAUUCCGAUUCCUGUCGGCUUCCCUUUCGUAACUUAUGUAAAAUCAAAUUAUCAUUUGAACAAUUUGAAGACCUAAUUUAUGCAUAUUAGUAGCACCCUAUAUGUUGUGUCGUUCCCUUUCGGAAAAGUUAUUCUUAGCCACUGACAUACGCCUUAUAUUGUCGAAGUGGUACGCUGGAGCGCAACUAGUGCACCCACUUGUCACUUGUUUUCCGUCCCAUGAUGUGAUAGGGGGCAAACCUACCGCGGAAUCAGGCAGUAAUUCCAGACUCCGGGCUGUAUACAGUACGCGUACAACUACGCCACCGAGACAGUCUUUAAGAAUAAAAUAAUUAAAAUAAGUAUUGUGGAAGCAUGACAAACAAAUUAUUCUAAUUAGUCCAUUUUAGCGAUCGAUCUGAAGAUAGCGGUUGGGAUCGUGUAUUGCAAUCGGUCGUUAAUGUAACGACGUUCGUGACUAACUUCAGGCUGGACAUUAAGAAUAACGUCAAUUUUUAACGCAUUGAGAUUGUCAUAAUAUUUUUUUACGUAUUGAUCAUAAUUUUGUAUAAAUGCUUUGAUUUUGGUAAUCGCAGUACUAAAUAAGACCCUAAAAUAAGACAUUAGGGUCUAGGUAUUAUCGAGAACGAAAUGUAACACCGUAAAUUAUUAAAGUAAUAAUAUAAGUUUGUGGGAAAUUUGUAAUAAGUAACGUUUGCGUAGUCUGUCUUCGUUUGCGAAGAUUUUUAUUUUAACUAUAAUUAUUAAUAUUUUCUUACGACUGGGACAUGUGUAUUAAAGUUUAUAUCGUUUAUUUUGUGGCAAGAAGUGGAUAUUCUAGAAAAAAUCAGUAAAGACAAAUCGAUGUUAUUAAGGUGUUAAAAUUCUCGGACUUUAAUUUGUGUAUUUUGUGUUUCUCUUUCGGUUUUAAUUUUGAUAAAUUAUACUACGGAACUGUAGAAAUGUCUUCAUCUGUUGAUUAAAAAGAUAUAAGAGAAUGAAUGACUUCAAACUUUUACAAGUGGCUGAGUUCAGUUUAUCUGUCAGGUAAGGUUAUGUGAGGUAUUUAUGUGAAUAGAUAUAAAUGGUUACUUAGCGGACUAACAGCUGUUGUGUACGUACUGGAGAAUAGUAGUAGGUACUUUUAAAUAAUACUAUGUGAGUAUUUUUCAGAAUAUAUGGACGUAACCAAAUAGUUUUUAAGAUAUGGUAUUACAUUUUUUUACUGACUCACUGAUGUUUUUUUUAAUACAUUCAUUUUAUAUAUUCGUUGAUAGAACAAAUGUUUAAAACAAACAAAAAAGGACAUGAGAUAGAAAAUUUCGUAAUUUAUUGUUUUGUAUUUUGUUACGUACAUUUAUUUUGAGAAAUACUCACGUAUACUAUAUAUUUGUAAAAUAAAGUAUUGAUAUUUAGUAGUGGGUUACUGCUCCGGUGACGUACUUGUAAUGCAUAUUCGGUACGAUUAUGACUACCGCAGGUCCUGGGUUCGAACCCGGGCCUUAGAAACCACGUAAAGCCUUUGGUCCGAAAUCUCUCUCCGGUCACAUAGGAUCGUCGUCUCACCGGACUAUGAGAGUGAAGGAACCGAGAGUACACCUGUGUAUUGAGCUCGCAUUUGUGCACUAUAAUAUCUUUCGUACCUGGCUAAUCUCCUCUAAGAUUGUUCUUCGUAAUUCGGCUAGGGAUUCGAUUCAUUCUUUUAGGUGAACUAUUUCCUAAAUACCACCUUUGUUAAAAGAAACAGCACAAUAAUUAUAAUUAUUAGGGGAAUACCUAAACAUUAAUAUAUGUGGGGGUGCAAGUUUAUUCAGUUGUGCCAAAUCAUAGAUUUGUGCUGACAAAGACUGGAGAUGUUUUCCAAGAUAAUGUUUAGUACCUAUUUUGAGGGAUUACACGUUUUAUAUUCAUACGUUCAUGUUAUAUUCGAGCAUAAAUUAUUGUUUCAGUAGCUUCAAUUUAAAUUUGUUAAUAAAUUAGGUUUGAGAUAUUAGUAUGGAGAAUUUAGCUUAAAUUUUGUAAUAAAUGCUGAUAUUUUAUAUGAUUGCUACAGUUCAUAGUAAGUGCGGAUUGAGACUUGAAAGUGUAGGUCUGAGGUGGGAUAUUUCUAUCAAUAUUAAUUUGUGUUAGAAAAUAUAAAAUACACCAAAUUUGUAGUUAAGAAGUACAUGAAUAAAGUACUUACUGUAUAUUAGGUUUAAACAAAAAUAUUAAAACACAAUUGGUAUAAAUUAUUAGGCUUUCAAAAAUACUUCCCUUAUUUUGGUAAAAUAAAUGCAGUUUUAUUUUGUCACACUGAAGUUAGUCACUUGAUCUAUACGCUUAUGACAGUUUUGUGUUCGCAAACAAACACAACACUCGUGACUAUCUUCAAACCGUUAGAAUUAAAUCACGCGCAGAGUAUAAUGUGAUAUGUGUAAUGUACAACAUGCGUUGAUGUAGUGCCUUUUAUGCAGACAAACGGCAAAAUAUUUGCGAAAUAGUUUUUAUAAAAUAUAUCACCGAAACACGCUUGAUUUAAUUUGAUUAUCGUUUUUUGCCAUUUAUCAGAUAAGUUGUCGUCAGAAAUUCUUUUUAAUAAUGUUAUUGCUAUAAAUAAAUGUUGGAUGUAAAGUUUUUAUAAUUGUAAUAAGAUAUUACGACAGCAAUAUCUUGCCAACAUAAGUUUAUCUUGUAUGUAAUCCAUCGUCCAUUUUUGUAUUAUUCAUUCAUCAUUCUUUUUAAUAUUUAAUUAUUUUUAAUUUCAAAUUAGUCAUUGUCUUGAGCAUUUCACUAAUUACACCUAAAAUCUAUAAAUGAUUAACGGCCAGUUACUUCAUUGGCAGUAAUAGUCAAAAGUAAAUAAAGCCAAGUUUAAACUAGCAAGUUCUCGCACCGAUAUAAUUUCCAGAUGCGUUAAUACUAGCGGCAAUAUUUUAAUAAUUCUAUAAAAAGUCCUAAAAGCUGGCGAUGUGCUUGCGCAAGUCGACUUUAGCAAGUUUUCUUGCUAAUAUAAACCUUGCUUUACGUUUUUGUUGUGCUCACAUUUAUGGCUUUUACAGCUUUUGAAGGAACUAGCUGUCAAUGUUAUAAAAUUUGUGUCAGGUUUUCAUCUAAAACAUUAUACGUAUUUUAACUAAUAUGUAAUUAUUAGUAAUAAUCGUCAUUUUUAAUAGUUACUACAUAUAAGUGUGGUAAUUAUUAAAACGUCGAUUGCUUUAGAGAUUCAUAACGGUUGUUCUAAUGAAAUGUUCAAGCGAUGUUUAAUGGUCUAGUAUUGCUAGUCUUGUAAACGUAGCUUCGAGCCUGUGGGUGGAUUUUAUAUAAAUGAUGCUUUAUGUAUCAAUAUUGUGUACAUUUUAAAGUAAAUUAAACAUAUUUUUUAUUACUGAGUCUCA
This is a messenger RNA of Manduca sexta (tobacco hornworm), 5602 nucleotides long. Its product is annotated as E3 ubiquitin-protein ligase MARCHF5. The record is from RefSeq and is a predicted model, not a curated record. Gene Ontology annotation, molecular function: zinc ion binding. NCBI's taxonomy places the organism in Eukaryota, Metazoa, Arthropoda, Insecta, Lepidoptera, Sphingidae. Bases 221 to 1222 code for a protein of 333 amino acids. The transcript is spliced from 4 exons.